UCAGAGAUCCAUUCUGGGAUGGGGUGUCGUUGGGACCGUUUGCAAGUCUGCAAACCAGGAAAUCUUCUGCAAGAAGACAUAUGUCCAGGACGACUACCCUCACUUUGCCUACGCCAAUCGGGCAAAGGAAGUAUUCUCCCCAGAAAGAGUUCUCAACGUGCUGGAGAAGGAUUUCAUUGAAAUGAAUCAGAAGGGAAAGCCCUAUUCCAUCGACGAGAUGAAGUUCAUGAGCAUGUUGGAGAAAGGAGUCAGGAAGAGAGAGGAUGGACACUAUGAGAUGCCCCUACCUCUGAAGUCCAAGGAGAUGUCCCUUCCAUACAACAAGCCCCUCGCCAUCAAGAGAUGGAAUCAAUUGACUGCCAGAUUCAGGAAGAAUCAAAAGUUCCAGGAGGAUUACACCGAGUUCAUGAAGGGUGUGAUCGCUGAUCAUGCGGAAAGGGUGCCGACAGAUAGACUGAAUGCCCAAGAUAGGGUCAACUACAUCCCUCAUACAGGAGUCUACCAUCCUCGGAAGCCAGACAAGAUUCGAGUUGUCUUUGAUUGUUCAGCAGCAUACCAGGGAGUCUCUCUGAAUGAUCACCUCCUACAGGGCCCAAACUCGAUGAAUAGCCUAUUGGGUGUUCUCUGCAGGUUCCGCAAGGAAGAGGUGGCAUGUGCUGUUGAUGUAAAGAGCAUGUUCCACCAGUUCUUCGUGUCUCCAGAGGACAGAGAUUUGCUGCGCUUUCUCUGGUGGGAAGACGGUAAACCCGGAAAACAGCAAGUUCACCCGGUGCAGCCACCUUCGGCCUACGAAAGGCAGCAGAGGAUGGAAGAUGAGUUUGGAGCUGACGCUGCUGAAUUCAUCAGGAAGGACUUCUAUGUGGAUGAUGGUUUGACUUCUGUACCUUCCACACAAAUAGCGGUGAAACUUCUGAAGGACAGCCAAGGGAUCUGUGCCAAGGCAGGUCUUAAGCUGCACAAGGUCAUCUCCAAUGACAUUGACGUUCUGAAGAGCUUUCCAAAAGAGGACAGGUCAAAGGAGGUCCAGCAGUUAGAUCUCGACAAGGAUUCACUGUCUCUGGAGAGAGUUCUGGGAGUCGUCUGGCGGAUCCAAAAUGAUGUCUUCAACUUCAUUGUGGAGAUAAAGGAAAGACCCUUCACCAGAAGAGGAGUCUUGUCCACGGUCAGCUCUUUCUACGAUCCAUGUGGUUUCAUCAGUCCUGUGAUGCUGCCUGGGAAGCGAAUCCUGCAGGAGAUGUGUCGCAGUAAUGCCGACUGGGACACUCCAAUGCCAGAAGCACUACGAGCACGCUGGGAGAAUUGGUUGGAGGAUGUACGUAAUCUGGAAGGACUACAGAUUCCAAGAUGUCUCAAACCGAAUGGGUUUGGGAAAAUCAAGCAGGUGGAGCUCCACCACUUCUCAGACGCGAGUGAAGAUGGCUACGGUCAGUGUACGUACGUCAGAUUCAUCAAUGAAGACGACAAUGUUCACUGUGCAUUGGUGAUUGGGAAAUCUCGAGUUACGCCACUGAGGCAGAUCACGAUUCCAAGGUUAGAACUGGCUGCAGCAACCACAUCUGCCAGGAUGAGCUCUUUCGUGAAAGAAGAGCUGAAGUAUCAUGACGCUAAGGACUUCUUCUGGACAGAUAACCCCAAGGACUGGUUCUAUGUUGAUACCAGAGACAACCCAGCCGACGAAGCCUCAAGAGGAAUGUCAGCAAAGCAGCUGACACAUGACAGUCGCUGGCUCAGAGGACCAGAGUUUCUUUGGAGAAACCCUACUCAUCAAGCUGAGCAAACAGAUGCCUACCAGCUUAUGGAAGGUGAUCCUGAAGUGAGGAGAGCCAAUGUUAUGUCAACGCAGGCAACUGCAGCAAACACGAAGUAUCCUGAUCAGUUCAAGUCGAGCCGGCUUGAACCUUUCUCAAGCUGGUAUCGUGCUAAGAAGGCAAUCGCACGCUGUUUUGCAACUCAAGGACCGACUUCGAAGAAAGGAAGUCAAGCGAUCUUCAUCAUCAAGCCAAGGAAAUGA
This is a messenger RNA of Strongylocentrotus purpuratus (purple sea urchin), 2011 nucleotides long. RefSeq lists its product as uncharacterized. The record is from RefSeq and is a predicted model, not a curated record. The transcript is spliced from 3 exons. NCBI's taxonomy places the organism in Eukaryota, Metazoa, Echinodermata, Echinoidea, Camarodonta, Strongylocentrotidae. The coding region runs from base 182 to 2011 and encodes 609 amino acids.